Messenger RNA from Equus caballus (horse), 588 nucleotides. RefSeq names its product interferon lambda-3-like. Lineage: Eukaryota; Metazoa; Chordata; Mammalia; Perissodactyla; Equidae. Gene Ontology annotation, biological process: positive regulation of immune response; defense response to virus; cell surface receptor signaling pathway via JAK-STAT. The record is from RefSeq and is a predicted model, not a curated record. Gene Ontology annotation, molecular function: cytokine activity.
AUGAAGCUGGACGUGGCCGGGGUCUGCAUGCUGGUGCUGGUGCUGAUGACCGCAGUGCUGACCGGGACAGGAGCAGGUCCUGUUCCCAGGCGCCACAGGGCCCUCCCAGGUGCAAGGGGCUGCCACAUAGCCCAGUACAAGUCUCUGUCCCCAGGAGAGCGGCUGGCCUUCAAGAAUGCCACGGAUGCCUUCGAAGAGUCCUUCUGGCUGAAGAACCACACCUGCCGCUCCCGCCCCUUCCCCAGGACCUGGGACCUGAGGCAGCUGCAGGUGUGGGAGCGCCCCGUGGCCCUGGAGGCUGAGCUGAACCUGACUCUGCGGGUGCUGGCUAACUCGUCCCUGGGGGACGUCCUGGACCGGCCCCUUGGCACGCUGAGCCACAUCCACUCUGAACUGCAGGCCUGUGUGGCUGCUCAGCCCACAGAGGGUCCCAGACCCCGGGGCCGCCUCCACCAGUGGCUGCGCCGGCUCCUUGAGGCCCAAGAGGAGGAGCCCUGGGGCUGCCUCGAAGCCUCUGUCAUGUUCAACCUCUUCCGUCUCCUCACCAAGGACUUGACGUGUGUCGCCAGUGGAGACCUGUGUGUCUGA